UUUUUUUCCGGAUCAUAUAAGAUAAAUGCAUAAUAAUAGUAAUUGGGGAGAUCAAUGCCCAAUAGAGGGAAAAAAUAGAAAACAUUAACAGAUUACAUUUUUGGACCGUUGCUUCACAACGCUCCAGUGUCCAAAUACAAAUGGCAAUAUAACUUGGGCCCCGCUUUUCCUGAAACUGGAGCGGGAUAUGAUUAAACUCCUAGUACUGUGCGUAGUAUAAAAUCAGUACCACGUAACUUGUUUCGCUACACAAAUCAAAGUGCAAAAUAUCAAGAUUAUAACUUUUAAGCAAAUGGGAGUGGCAAGGGAUAAGCUAUCAUCACAUUGGUGGUGGUUUAACAGGAACAAGAAUAACACCCAAAACCGGUCGCCGUGGCUUCAAUCAACUCUAGCCGAACUGGAUGAGAAGACAGAGGCAAUGCUCAUGAUAAUUGAGGAAGAUGCAGAUACCUUCGCCCAAAGAGCGGAAAUGUAUUACAAGAAGCGACCACAGCUCAUUAACAUGAUGGAGGAAAUUUAUCGUGCCCAUCAGUUGUUAGCUGAGGGAUAUGAUCAAAUCAAGCAUACAACUGAGCCGCGCAUUUUAGCAUCGUGGCAGUCUCCAUUGCCUUUCACAAAAUAUCCAGAGGACAAAUUGAUCAACUCUAUGGAGAAAGCCUAUGACAGCUAUUCAGAAUCCUUUGACCCUGAAUCGGAGUCUUCUGAUCUAUCAGAGAUCGAGGAUCCUGAUAACGACGAAGAAGAACUCCAAAUCCCAGUACAGAAGGCGAAAGUGGAUGUAUCAAGUGGCCUUAGCCUUAAAACUGAUGAAGUACCGAAUCUGAGGGAGGAAAUUGAGAUACUGAAGGAAGAGAGUAGAGUUCAACAAGAGCUUCUAAUGCAGAAAGAUGAAGAGAAAAGAGAAGCAAUCAGACAGCUUUGUAUAGCUUUAGAUUUGCUGAGGGAGGAAAACAAUAGGCUGAGGAUGAGCGUAGCUACGACUUCUCCGAAAAAGGAAAACUCCAUUGAGCUCAAGGCAUCAAAGAAGGGGUUCUGGAAAAGGCUCUUUAGCUGAUCUCCUAAAUCAGAGUCUGCAAUUGUUACUAAAUGCAACUGAUCAAGUACUAGUAAUUUAGCUAGAAUAUGUAGAAAGACAUACUCAAAAAUUAUACUUCAUUUGUGUAGUAUUAUACCUCAGAAAUUAUUCUUGAUAUUCUUUAUAGUAUAGCAAAAUUGACAUGUAU
Messenger RNA from Nicotiana attenuata, 1223 nucleotides. Its product is annotated as protein NETWORKED 3A-like. Gene Ontology annotation, cellular component: vacuolar membrane. The record is from RefSeq and is a predicted model, not a curated record. NCBI's taxonomy places the organism in Eukaryota, Viridiplantae, Streptophyta, Magnoliopsida, Solanales, Solanaceae. The transcript is spliced from 3 exons. Gene Ontology annotation, molecular function: actin binding. The coding region runs from base 293 to 1054 and encodes 253 amino acids.